UGCCUCGAGAUUUGUCAAGAUCACGGUCUCGGUCGCCCUUGUAUAGGCGUAGACAUUCGCCGUCUCCUGUAAGGCACAAGCAUGGGAGGAGGAGCCGGAGGGACAGAAGCCAGUCGCCAUAUUCAUCUUAUUCUUAUAGCAGGUGAUCCCGUUUAUGUUCAUGUUGUUUGUGUUAAUUUGUUGACAUACAAGAUACUGUAAGGAAUUUUGUAAGAAAGGCUGGAACUCUGGAAUUUGUUUUCGGAUUGGAAUUAUAAAUUCUUCAAGUUUAUUUGUAAGCUACUUAUUUGUACAUCUUCUGGUUCUCUUUCGGAUUUACUGGAAAGAUUAUGUAGAUUGCUUUUCUAGAAUUGGAUCUCGGACAAGAAUUUGAUAACAAGUGGCUAUUAUAUUUUUGAAUGCGUCAAAUUGAAGGUGCUGCUGCAGUUGAGGAUGUACUGUUGGCAUUUUCUAGACUGGUGCUAUCAGUGUCAUUUACAUUGCGGUUUAAUCUUCUGGUUGUCUAUGUUUUGUUAUGCGUGUGGCACUUCUCUGUUCAGAUUGGCACCACUGCCUGAUUUUUUGAGUACCUUCAGGAUUAUAGAUUUGUGUUUAAUGACCACCCGCAUUAUAAAGAAGUGUAGCUGAAUUCUUCCGAUGAUGUUUUAUGGUGUAUUAUUCAAUAUCUUCUAUGAAAUUAUCAACUCUGAGCAUUUGACAUGUGGGGAACUUUCCUUUUGAUUGGUAAAUUGGAAAUAUCAUAUAUGCUAAAUACAAAAUCACUUGGAGCAAAGUAUAAAGAACUCUAUGACAGUGAUAGGAAGCAUGCUCUUCGUUAGAACAUUAAAGACAGUUUUUUCCCGUCACUUGAGAUGGGAAGUGAGCAGGUGAUGGGUGCCGAUGGGUUCCUUUCGUUGCUUGAUUGUAACCUUAUCUUCUUCAUGUCAUAAAUGAUGGAGCUCAAUGCUUAUCUUAACAAUGUAUGAGAAGAAAGAGUCGUUCCAUUAGUCCACGGCGCUACAAAAGCCGUUCUCCAACUGCAGGACGUCAUAAAAGUCGUUCUUCGACUCCAAAGCGUUAUAAGAGGCAAAGAAGUAGGAGUUCUUCAUUGUCUCCUACUCAUAAAUCAUCUAGCCCAAAUCUUGGGUCAAUAGACCUCAAAAAUGCUAGUGAGAAACUGAAUAAAGAAGAGGAGGAGAAGAAAAGGCGUCAGCAAGAAGCAGAAUUGAAACUCAUAGAAGAAGAGACUGCCAGAAGAGUGGAAGAAGUGAUUCAGAAAAAAGUCGAAGAGAGCUUAAAUUCUGAGGAAAUCAAGCAGGAAAUUCAUAAGCGGUUAGAGGAGGGACGGAGAAGACUUAAUGACGAAGUUGCAGCUCAACUUGAAAAAGAAAAGGAAGUGGCCCUUUUUGAGGCUAGGCAAAAAGAGGAGCAAGUUCGAAAAGAGAAAGAGGAGUUAGAAAAGAUGCUCGAAGAGAACCGGAAGAAGGUUGAAGAAGCUCAGAGAAGGGAAGCACUGGAACAGCAGCGGAGGGAGGAGGAAAGAUAUCGGGAGCUAGAGGAGCUUCAAAGACAAAAGGAAGAGGCAAUGAAGAGGAAGAAGCAACAGGAGGAGGAAGAACGUUUGAACCAGAUGAAAUUACUUGGAAAGAACAAAUUGCGACCGAAGUUGUCUUUUGCUCUUGGCUCAAAAUGAUUGAACUGGAGAAGUUGGUCCAAGUUUGUAUUUGUGCUGUCAGUCCAGUUUUGAACUUUAAGUCUAUUGCAGUUUGUUUGGGGUUCAAACUUGUACGCCGAGGGUUGAUUCGUGAUCCGCCAGUGUCGCUCGACUUGGCACGAAUCAAUUAUCAAACCACAAGAUUUACCAUUAUGUGUUUUUGAUUUGUUUUGUUGAUUUGUGAUUUCAA
This is a messenger RNA of Hibiscus syriacus, 1883 nucleotides long. RefSeq lists its product as uncharacterized. Lineage: Eukaryota; Viridiplantae; Streptophyta; Magnoliopsida; Malvales; Malvaceae. The transcript has 4 exons. Gene Ontology annotation, molecular function: cadherin binding. The record is from RefSeq and is a predicted model, not a curated record. Gene Ontology annotation, cellular component: mitochondrion; nucleoplasm. Bases 962 to 1672 code for a protein of 236 amino acids.